Molecule: messenger RNA, 2384 nt
Organism: Xiphias gladius (swordfish)
Lineage: Eukaryota; Metazoa; Chordata; Actinopteri; Istiophoriformes; Xiphiidae
Gene: dusp14
Product: dual specificity phosphatase 14
Exons: 2
Coding region: 372-1007 (211 amino acids)
Biological process (GO): protein dephosphorylation
Cellular component (GO): cytoplasm
Molecular function (GO): MAP kinase tyrosine/serine/threonine phosphatase activity
Source: RefSeq, a predicted model, not a curated record
CUGCACCGUACACGCCGCCGCUGCCCGCGCAGAGUCAGGCGGAUGCACCGAUGGCUCGUAUUUCUGUUGACUUUCACAUUAUGUUGUCGUGUGUCGCUCUUUGUUUCCCAACACCUGGCCUCCCGCGAUCCUCCGGACCGUCUGUGUGAUCGGACCGACUGAUGGUAGAUGUCCGGAGUGUGAAGGCAGCGGAUCCGUGCCAGCCGGUUUGGUGCAGGCGAUGAAGGCGCUUUGAAAACCUCCAUCUCUGCCCGGGUGAGAGUCGACUGGAGCUGUCUGGCUGUUCCCCCCUCACUACUAUGACUCUGAGCUGCUGAAGAUUUUUCUGUUUUUAAAUUUGCCAGCCUUCUUGAAAUCCACUUGAUUCCUCAAUGGGCUCCCGCAGCCAAGGCUUCUUCCACAACCACCACCACCACCACCAUCGUAGCUCCAUGGUGCCCGCUACGGUGCCCAGGCUGCUGCCUGAGAACGGCAGCCUGCUCGGGGGCAUCGCACAAAUCACCCCCAACCUCUUCCUCAGCAGAGGGAACGUGGCAUCAAACCGCAGCCUGCUGCUGUCUAAGGGCAUCACCUGCGUGGUCAACGCCACCAUCGAGCUCCCAAACUUCAACUGGCCUCACAUGGAGUAUGUGAAGGUCCCGCUGGCAGAUAUGCCCCACUCCCCCAUCUCCCUAUACUUUGACAGCGUGGCUGAUAAGAUCCACAGCGUGGGACGUAAGCGAGGGGCAGUGCUGGUGCACUGUGCAGCGGGGGUGAGCCGCUCAGCCUCUCUGUGCCUGGCGUACCUCAUGAAGUAUCACCGCGUGUCUCUGGCCGAGGCCCACGCCUGGGUCAAAGCCCGCCGCCCCGUCAUCAGGCCCAACGGUGGCUUCUGGCGGCAGCUCAUUGAGUACGAGAGGAAGCUCUUUGGUAGAAACUCUGUUAAGAUGGUGCAGACGCCCUACGGGAUCAUACCCGAUGUUUAUGAGAGGGACCGCAGGAGCCUGGCUCCAUACUGGGGCCUGUGAGAGAGGCUGCAGCAUCCGUCCACAGAGAGGGAUCGAGGAGCAAAGUGAAGCUGAGCCCUUUUAGCCCUCUGGACUGCAGGUUCGCGCCUUUUCUAGACAGGCGAAGUGAGACACAUGUCAGUGUAGAUCUGUGUGAAGCUUAUUUAAUGAAUAUUGGUGCACUUGGACAGAGGGAGUCUAACCAGACACUGGUUGUUGACGGGGCUGCUUGUCAUCCACCCAGUAGCCUCAGUAUAGUCUCUGAGUGGGAGAAAGGCCACUUCAAACCCAGAGUCCUUCAGGCCAAAGGAUAGAUUUGGACCCCAGUUAUGUCAGACACCAACACAAGAUAAAACUCAGAAUGUGGAAGUCGGUGCUGUCUAUCUCCCGGUCUGUCUUUACAGUUCCAGUGGAGGACGAGCGCUCUGUGAAGGUGUUAGCUGUGCUCGAGACUCUGCAGCUCUGACAGUGAUGUGACUGAAGUCCUUUUCCUGACGUGGUGUCAUGUGGUGGUAUUGUGACAGUUUUGCAGUAAUAUUUGGUGUAAGGGCAGCAGCAUGCUCUUAAUUUAUGGUAGCAUUUAAGAUUAAAGAUUAGUGUACAGAAAAAAAGUAUAUCUACAAAUUAUUUUAUUGCAAUGUACUGAUAGUGAGGAAAAAUGCUUAUGGUGCACUUUAACUGAACAUUUAAAGAUGCUAUUAUAUCUACCUUUUUUAGGGUGAAAAUCUAAAAAAUGUAAGCUAGAGUCAAGGUUUUGGGAAAGCUCCUGUGUACCACAGGGUUGACUGUUCCAUCCUGUGACCGAACUAUGUUAUUGUAGUGCUAUUUGAUGCCGUAAUUUAAAAAAAAAUCUGCCGCCUCAAGGGAAGUGGUAGCUCUAUGAUAGAUGCGUGGAAGAAUAUUUUCUAUUCCACUGUUUUUGCCUUGUGUCCAUAUUCAGGUAAGGUUCCAGAGAGAUCAGUGCGGUUCAGAAGACACAUUUUAUUUCUGUCGGUACUUUUGUGGUUCAGGGCUUUUCUGAAGAGCCAUGUCACAUAGACUGAAAAUCCUACUUCUGCUGUCGUGUAGUGGUUGAAAUUGUCACUUUGCUGCACAGCUGUCCACGCUCUAAGAGUGCUGUUUAGCGCUAAAGGGGUGAAACCAAAAAUUGUUACUGCAGUAAAUCACAACAUCAUCAAGACUUUGCCACCAAUACUAUCACAUAAAAGAAAACCUAAUGAGUGAACAAAUACAAUGUAUUGAUUCCUGCUUGUUGAAAAAUUUGCCUCCUAUUUUAGAGGUAUAUUUUCCUCUUAAAGGUGCCCUCUGGAGUUUUCUUGUAAACAAACAAAAUUUAUGUGUAUAUUGAGUGUUACUCACCAAAACGCAUGUUGUGUAUCCUUGUGGUUUAAUAAACGU